ACCUUCUCUGUCUAUAAAUACACGCAAGUGUCGGCUUUAUAAAUCUCUCUAUCUUUCUCUCUCCUCUCUCUUUCUCUCUCUACACCGUCGCGUGAGAGCUCCACCGCCAAUUCAUGGCGGCGACGCAGGCGAGUCUUCUCCUCCAGAAACAGCUCAAGGAUCUUUGCAAGAACCCGGUCGAUGGAUUCUCGGCCGGUCUGGUCGAUGAAAACAAUAUCUUUGAGUGGAGCGUCACGAUUAUCGGACCGCCUGAUACGCUCUAUGAGGGGGGGUUUUUCAAUGCCAUCAUGAGCUUUCCAAAUAAUUAUCCGAACAGCCCUCCGACGGUUAAGUUUACUUCAGAGAUAUGGCAUCCAAAUGUUUAUACUGAUGGGCGUGUUUGCAUAUCUAUUCUUCACCCCCCUGGUGAGGACCCAAAUGGUUAUGAGCUUGCAAGUGAGCGCUGGACGCCUGUCCAUACGUGGGAGUGAUUUCUCCUCUCUCAUGGAUAUAAUUAGAGUUGAGAGAAGGCUUAAGUUAUGAGAUGUUAUGCGGUCAUCAGAUCAUUAUUAAUGCAUCACAUAGAUCUACAAUCUAUCAUGCCUUGUGCCUAACAGCCUAAGGCUCAU
Malus domestica (apple) is the source of this 608-nucleotide messenger RNA. The record is from RefSeq and is a predicted model, not a curated record. Lineage: Eukaryota; Viridiplantae; Streptophyta; Magnoliopsida; Rosales; Rosaceae.